This is a messenger RNA of Tribolium castaneum (red flour beetle), 2091 nucleotides long. It is a transcript of the gene PNKP, whose product is annotated as Polynucleotide kinase 3'-phosphatase. Bases 173 to 1696 code for a protein of 507 amino acids. Gene Ontology annotation, biological process: DNA repair. Gene Ontology annotation, molecular function: polynucleotide 3'-phosphatase activity; protein binding; double-stranded DNA binding. The record is from RefSeq and is a predicted model, not a curated record. The transcript is spliced from 2 exons. NCBI's taxonomy places the organism in Eukaryota, Metazoa, Arthropoda, Insecta, Coleoptera, Tenebrionidae.
GUUCCAAAUCUAUUGUUAGUAGUUCGAAUGACCACUUUAAAAAUCAUUAAAGUUGCGUUUUUCGACUUAGAAAACGAUAUUUAUCUCACUUUUUAUAGUUUAAAUUAUCUCGUAGUAUUUGUGUAAGGUAAUGCAUACUAUCCUCCAUAACCUCUUAUUUGCGUAAAAUGUCAUGGCUCUUUCUUCGCGAAUUUGUUACUUAAGAUGCGUAAAAAACGCCCAGAAAAGGAUCACUUUGCCUCACCAAAAGGCUGUAAUAAUCGGCCGAAACGAAGAAACGGGAAUCACGGACUUACACGUAUCCAGAAAUCACCUCGAAUGUACCGCAGACUUGGACUCCUCAAAAGUCCUCGUAAAAACCCUCGGUAAGUCCUAUUCCGGGUGCAACGGUUACGCCUUAAUGCAAAAUGAAACAUAUACUCUCAAACACGGCGAUCGAAUCGAAGUCAGACUCGGUUUCCACGAAUUUGAUAUUAUUUUUGAAUCUCAAGACGAACCCGUUGUUAAAAAACCAAGACUAGAUUUUUUCGCAAUGAAUUCCAAUAACUCCAAUAAGAAUUUCUCAAAUGCGGGCAAAUGGGAGGAGAUCGACGGUCGGGACCUACUCAUUUUUACGACAGACAACUGCGAGCCCCAAUCAACAAUUGCAGCGUUUGAUCUUGACGGAACCUUGAUCAAAACCAAAUCGGGGGCGCGGUUUCCGAAAGACCCCAACGAUUGGGUCUUGAACAUCAAUUCAAUCCCUCAAAAGCUGCAAAAACUCCACGACAAGGGCCACAAAAUUGUCAUUCUAACCAACCAGUCGGGCCUUAGUAACGACUUUAGUAAAGUCAAAGGCUUCAAGGGAAAAAUCGAAGCAAUAAUCGCGAAAUUAUCAGUCCCCGCACAAGUUUUCAUCGCCACUGGAAAGUCGAUUUACCGCAAACCAGCCCCCGGCAUGUGGAACGUCCUUAGCCAGUCCAAAAAUGGGGGCUUAGCGAUCGACAUCGAGAAGUCUUUCUACGUGGGGGACGCCGCCGGACGCGAGAAAAACUGGGCCCCCAAGAAGAACAAAGACCACUCGAUUUGCGACCGACUUUUCGCCCUGAAUGUGGGGCUCAAGUUCUACACCCCUGAGGAGUAUUUUCUCGGCGCUUCGUCGGUGCCCCAUGUAAUGCCCGAGUUUGACCCGAGGAAGGUUGGCAGCAAUGACUACCCCCAUUUCGCCUCCGAUAAGCAAGAAGUUAUCAUAAUGGUGGGGACCCCAGGGUCGGGGAAAAGCUACUUUUGUAAGAACUUUCUCGUGGCAAAGGGGUACGUCCAUGUCAGUCGGGAUAAACUGGGGUCGUGGCAAAAGUGUGCCAAAAUGUUGGAGGAUUGUCUCCAGAAGAAGCAAAGUGUGGUGAUUGAUAACACGAAUCCUGAUAAGGAGUCAAGGCAAAGGUUCAUCGAUGUGGCGAAACGGAAUCAAGUCGAUUGUAGGUGUUUCCUUAUGACGACGAGUCACAAACAGGCCAAGCACAAUAACAGGUUUAGGGAAAUGACGGACAAGAGUCACACUCCAGUGGGGGAUUUGGUCCUCAACUCAUAUAAAAAGGGCUUUCAGGAACCGGAAAUGGCCGAGGGGUUCUCGGAAAUUGUUAAAAUUCCGUUCAUUCCGAAAUUUGAUAAGGCUGAGCAUGAAAAGUUGUAUAAAAUGUUUUUGUUAGAGGACUAAUAACACAAUUUUGUGUCACGGUUGACCUCAACAUGUCAAAUGUUUAAAAGAAAUGCCCAAGUCUAAUCUCAGUUUUCCAUUAUACCUGAUACCACAGCUGAUACCUUUCUCUUGAAGACAGUAUACAAGUGAUUCAAAUGUCUCGGACGAUCUCUUAGGAAGUGAUAAAUGGCAUCAAACUGAGUUAAAAGCUUUUAUGACAAGAAUUGUUUGAGCCUUUUUUCGCUGGAUUUUUAAUUUGAGUUUUUGGCACUUUAGAUCAUUUUUUUAAAUUUAUUUAGCAUAUACAUCAUGCAACAUCUGUUAAAAAACACCAAUUAGCUGUUUCGAACAUUUAAUAAACUCGUAAAUUAGCCAAUAAAUCAAAUUUGACAUCAUUGGAAACAAAACAACAA